CCAAUUCGCCGCCUUCUAUAUGAAACCAGCCAGCACUAGGCUUUUCCUUCAUACAGUCUUCCUUCUCUCUCUCUAAAAAGAAGAAAUUACACUCCUCUCUCUCUUUCUCUGACUAGAUUUGGUAUUUCGGGUCGCUAGAAGAUCGACUAUGGCGAGUUUGCUAGGCAAGGCGAAGAACUUCGUGGCGGAGAAAUUGGGUGACGUGGCGAAGCCGGAGGCUGAGGUGCUCGACGUGGAUCUGAAAGACGUGAGCCGCGAGUGCAUAUCCUACCACGCUAAGGUGUCCGUUACCAAUCCCUACAGUGUUUCCAUUCCCAUUUGCAAGCUCUCUUACUCCUUCAAAAGUACCGGCAGGGAGAUUGCAUCUGGAACAAUGCCGGAUCCAGGAUCGCUGAAUGGGAAUGAGACGACAGUGUUGGACGUGCUAUUGGAGGUGCCACACAAUGUGUUGGCGACCUUGGUGAAAGACAUAGGUGCGGAUUGGGACAUCGACUAUGAGUUGGAAUUGCGUCUCACCAUGGACCUUCCGGUGAUCGGAGAAUUCACCAUUCCUCUGAACAAGAAGGGCGCCGUCAAGCUUCCUACCCUCUCCGACUUGUUUACUUAGUGACUGAAACCAUCUAGAUUUCUCUCAUGUAAAAUUUGCCUUGUUAAUGUCUUAAUUUGUACUUCUUGCUUGAUCUAUAAAUAAUGUGCAUAAUAAAAAUAACCAGGGCGUUUGAGGGAUUUUGAAUCCAUAUAUGAGAUUAUAGGAUCUAUUGCAGCUCCUGUUUGUCUGUUUGUGAUCAAUCAACGAGUAUUUAUGUUCUUAUCUUCA
This is a messenger RNA of Cornus florida, 817 nucleotides long. Its product is annotated as late embryogenesis abundant protein Lea14-A-like. The record is from RefSeq and is a predicted model, not a curated record. The coding region runs from base 149 to 607 and encodes 152 amino acids. The transcript has 2 exons. Gene Ontology annotation, cellular component: cytosol. Gene Ontology annotation, biological process: response to desiccation. NCBI's taxonomy places the organism in Eukaryota, Viridiplantae, Streptophyta, Magnoliopsida, Cornales, Cornaceae.